UUUCCUUUUAGAACUUAGUCCAGCUCUGCCAGUGCUCCGAAUAAGAUCGCCAUGGGAAUGAUGCGGUUACUCAUGCUGCAGCUGCUGCUGCUGGUGGUGGAACCGACGCCACCUGUUAGUCCGGCUCCCAUCCGAUCCGCCCACUCGCUGGCCCUUCUGCGAGCACGGGAUGAGUGCGGCAAGGGGCUGACACCCGACCAGCGUCACCAGCUGGACAAGAUGCAGUUCGAGGAUGCUCCGCAUGUGCGGCAAUACCUCCACUGCUUCUGGUCGCGGCUGCAGCUCUGGCUGGAUGAGACCGGAUUCCAGGCGCAGCGCAUCAUCCAAAGCUUCGGGGGCGAGAGACGCCUCAAUGUGGAGCAGGCUCUGCCCGUCAUCAAUGGCUGCAAUGCGAAAACGAGCUCCAGAGGAUUGGGAGCGCAGGCCGCGGUCGACUGGUGUUUCCGGGCCUUCGUCUGCGUGAUGUCCACUCCCGUGGGUGAGUGGUACAAGCGCCACAUGUCCGAUGUCAUCAAUGGCAAUGCCUAGAAAUAUCCAAAUAUCCAAAUACACAAAUAUAUCCAAUAUGAAAUUCCAA
Molecule: messenger RNA, 577 nt
Organism: Drosophila erecta
Lineage: Eukaryota; Metazoa; Arthropoda; Insecta; Diptera; Drosophilidae
Gene: Obp8a
Exons: 2
Coding region: 52-528 (158 amino acids)
Molecular function (GO): odorant binding
Source: RefSeq, a predicted model, not a curated record